Molecule: messenger RNA, 2904 nt
Organism: Debaryomyces fabryi
Lineage: Eukaryota; Fungi; Ascomycota; Pichiomycetes; Serinales; Debaryomycetaceae
Exons: 1
Coding region: 1-2904 (967 amino acids)
Source: RefSeq, a predicted model, not a curated record
AUGGAUUUUAAACGAACGCCGAGUGCUGAUUCACUAGGAACUGCCCAUUCAGUGUACAGCUCCAACACCCCAACACGAUCAAGAUCAAAUAUCGGAUCAAGAACAAGCAUCUCAGUAUUGCCCAGUUUGCCUGCAAACGUCUCGAAUGAGAGCAUUGAAGAAGAAACUCAUAACCGCCCUAAUAUAGAUGAAAGACUUGAGCGUGAGGCAACCCCAGAGAACAGCUAUGUGGAAUUUGACUUGCUGUCAGUUGACCAGAAGAACAGCACGAAUGAUUCUAAUUUUGUUUCAGAGAAGAUAAUAUCGCCCAAUAUAAAUAUACUUGAUAAUGGUGCUUUCGAAACUGACAAAGAUAAGGUAGAUGAGGUUGGAAAGAAGGCUGAGGAUUCUGAGAAUGACUUCUUUGAUAUGAAAACGUCUGAUUGGAAAUCAAUGAAAACAAUUACAGAGAUAGACUAUUAUAAUGACAAAGGGGAACUCGAGUACGAACAUGCGAGUGAAUUUGAUCCGUCAAAGGUCAAAUUUGAUGCUCGUGGGUACACGAAGAUCGAUACAGAAGAACAGGUUGCCAAAUAUGCAGAGCUCGAUAAGAAGACUGAUUUUUUGUUUCAAAAUAGGAGAGAGAUAAAUAAAAAUACAGAAGCAGCGGCAUAUCUUAAAGAAGACUUGGAAUAUGCAUCUGACGAAGAAAAUUCUGAAUAUGAGGAUGAUGAUAAUUUAGACUCGAAUGAAACCUUACAAACAAUGAGAAAUAUGUUGACAGAUGGCCAAAAAUUUGCAUAUGUUGGUACUACUAAAUUAAUAGCGGUCGAUAUGGCUACUGAGUUAGCGAAAAUUAAACAAUCAACGUCUAACAGGGUAGCAAAAGAAUUAAGUUUAGGCCAGCGUAACUUUGCAAACUGGACGAUGUAUAUAAUGUCCAAACUAUAUGAGCAUAUGAAUUUAAGUAAGGAUGAACAAGACAUGAUUGAGAAUCUAAGCAAGCAUGGUGUUGAAGUUGCUGAUUUAUGCAAUAGCCUAAACCAAACAGAAACCAUUAAAUCUACUUCACAGCAAAAGCAAACUCAAGAACGCGAGAUUGAUGAUUCAAAUAAUGUAAAAACUGAAAUAUGUGACAAUACUGAAGUGACUGUUGAUCUAAGAUGGACAAUUAUAUGUGACUUAUUACUUUUGUUGUUAAGUGAUGGCUAUUAUGAUAGUAGAUCGCGUUCAUUAUUGGUUAUGUUUGCUGAAAAAAUGGGUAUAUCACAUUUAGAAAUCCUUCAAUUUGAACGUCGUUUGAUUGAAAGUUUGGAAAUGGAUACAAAUAGUAAAUCAAUUGAAAAUAAGGAUGAGAAAUUGAAUGAUAGACAAUUCAUAGAAAAGUACAUAAAGAAAAACAAGAAAAAGAGAUAUGCUUAUAUUGGCCUUGCCACUUUAGGUGGAUCUCUUGCAAUUGGUCUCUCAGCCGGAUUAUUGGCACCAGUUAUUGGGAUGGGUAUUGCAACAGGAUUAACAACAGUUGGCAUUACAGGUACUAGCGGUUUCUUAGCAGGAGUUGGUGGUAGUGCUAUUAUCACCACUGGAGGAGUUCUAACGGGGGCCAAGGUUGGGUCAAAAGCAGGUGCAAGAAGAUUGGGUGAUGUUCAUACGUUUGAACUAAAACCCUUAUACAAUACAAAGAGAACAAAUUUGAUUAUUACAGUCAGUGGGUGGAUGAAUGGUAAAAUGGAUGAUGUAAGGUUGCCGUUCUCGACAGUUGAUCCUGUUAUGGGUGAUAUGUUCUCUCUUCUUUGGGAGCCAGAAAUGUUACAGUCUAUGGGCCAAACUAUUGGUAUAUUAGCUAGUGAAGCUUUGAGUACUUCCAUCCAACAAAUUCUUGGAGCGACGAUUUUAUCAACAUUAAUGGCUGCGAUCCAAGUCCCCAUGGCUUUAUCAAAAUUGACAUACUUACUUGAUAACCCCUGGAAUGUGUCCUUGGAUAGGGCUUGGAAGGGUGGAAAAAUAUUAGCAGAUACUUUGAUAUCCGGUAAUAUGGGUGUCAGACCUAUAACUUUAGUAGGGUUUUCAUUAGGUGCACGUUUAAUUUAUUCAUGCUUAAUAGAGUUAGCCAAACGUGGUGGAUACGGCUUGAUUGAAAAUGUCAUUAUAUUAGGUUGUCCAAUUGCAAUUAAGAAUGAUCAACUUGGACUAGCUAGGUCUGUCGUUAGUGGAAGGUUUGUUAACGGAUUUUCAAAAAGAGAUUGGAUUCUAGGGUAUUUAUUUAGAGCUACUGGAGGAGGUAUUCUGUCAGUUGCAGGCUUAUCUCCAAUAGAGAGCGUAUACGGAAUAGAGAACAUUGAUUGUACUGAUAUCGUGGAAGGACAUAUGGCUUAUAGAAAAGCUAUCCCUAAGAUUUUGAAAGCAAUUAAUUGGGAAAUUUUGAGCGAAGAGUUCGCCGAAAUUGAAGAACCCGACCCUGAACAAAAGGAAAGACAAAGGAAGUUGAUCGAUGAGUUCGAUGAAGCACGAGCAAAGAUGAAGGAAGAAAUGGAUACAGAAGAAAGCAAGAAGAAAACUUGGAAAAAUUUCUUCAGGCCGAACCAAAAGGAUUGGUGGAAUGUAUACGGUGAAGGUAAGUCUAAAGGUACAGAAAAGAGUGAACCAUAUACCGAUCCGUCCGAAGAACUGAAUCAGCCUGACACUCAAACCAAUAAUCCAAUUUUUGAUGUUACUGCCUUGCUUGAAGAGGCAAACAAUGUCGAACGUCUUGCAGAAGAAGAUCCAAAGAUCUUGGAAUCAUUGAGGAAGGAAGUUGAUACUUCUGUAAAGCCUACGAAGCUCAAUGAAGAAAUUGAAGAAGAAGAAAAGUCGACAAGUGUAGUAAGUUCUUUGGCCAAUAAGUUUGGAGUGAAAAAAGACGUCGACUCGGGUACGAAGGAUUAA